This is a messenger RNA of Propithecus coquereli (Coquerel's sifaka), 519 nucleotides long. RefSeq lists its product as uncharacterized. NCBI's taxonomy places the organism in Eukaryota, Metazoa, Chordata, Mammalia, Primates, Indriidae. The transcript is spliced from 3 exons. The record is from RefSeq and is a predicted model, not a curated record. The annotation marks the transcript as partial.
AUGUCGCCGCACGCCUGGCAGUGGCCGGAUGAGGACCGCGCGAGCAUCGGGCCCGUGUCCUCCGUCAACAGCUUUGACCCGUCCCCGAGUGGGUGCGACGUGGAGCAGUCCCUCAAGGCCAGGGCCAGGGCCCAGGAGUCCGCCUCUGACUUCCGGGGCAGCAGCGUGGGGUCCUGGGAAGAGGCUGCCGGCACCUUCCGCUCCGACAUGCCCCAGGCUGUGGCCUGCAAGUUCGUCGUCUCGCUGGCCUUCCCCCUGCGCACGGCUGGGGAGGGCCAGGCCCAGGAGCCGGAGCCCGGCGACACCGCCGAUGGGGACCCGGCUGCCGGUUGGAGUCACCGCGUGUCGUGUCGUCUCACGCAGACCGUGAAGCCGUGGCGUGAAGACGACAAGCUCUGGGUGUCGUGGGCGCAGACUUUCAACAUCAACGUGACCAAGGAAUUAUUAAAGAAAAUAAAUUUCCACAAAAUCACCUUGAGGCUCUGGGACGCUAAGGACAAGGUCUCGAGAAAAGCCAGG